GGACGCGUGAGCCAGUCGCGGUAGCUGCGGCCGCCGGGGCGGAGCCUGCGAGGAGCAGGUCCCGGACUCUCGAGCGCCCCGCCCCCGCGCGGGCGAUGCCGAGCGGCGCGGCGGGCAGCGGGGCCCGGCGGGGCGUGCAGAGGAGCGGGCCGCGGCGCUGAGGCGGCGGAGCGCGGCCCGGCCAUGGGCUUCCUGCACCAGCUGCAGCUGCUGCUCUGGAAGAAUGUGACGCUGAAGCGCCGGAGCCCGUGGGUCCUGGCUUUUGAGAUCUUCAUCCCGCUUGUCCUCUUCUUCAUCCUGUUGGGGCUGCGGCAGAAGAAGCCCACCAUCUCCGUGAAGGAAGUCUCUUUCUACACCGCAGCACCCCUGACGUCUGCCGGCAUCCUGCCCGUCAUGCAGUCGCUUUGCCCUGAUGGCCAGCGGGAUGAGUUUGGUUUCCUGCAGUAUACCAACUCCACGGUCACCCAGCUUCUAGAACGCCUCAACCAAGUCGUGGAAGAGGGCAACCUGUUUGACCCAGUGCGACCCAGCCUGGGCUCCGAGCUUGAGGCCCUGCGUCAACAUCUGGAGGCGCUCAGCUCAGGCCCUAGUACCUGGGAAAGCCACUCAACCAGACCUGCAGUCUCUUCCUUCUCUCUGGACUCGGUGGCCAGGGACCAGAGGGAGCUUUGGCGUUUCCUGAUGCAGAACCUGUCACUGCCCAACAGCACAGCCCAGGCCCUCCUGGCUGCCCGUGUGGACCCUUCUGAGGUCUAUCGCUUGCUUUUGGGUCCUUUGCCUGCCCUGGAUGGGAAGUUGGGUUUCCUCAGGAAGCAGGAGCCAUGGAGCCGCCUGGGUAGCAAUCCUCUGUUACGGAUGGAGGAGCUGCUGCUGGCUCCUGCCCUCCUGGAGCAGCUCACAUGUGCGCCAGGCUCUGGGGAGCUGGGCCGGAUUCUUACCAUGCCUGAGGGUCAUCAGGUAGACCUGCAGGGCUACCGGGAUGCCGUCUGCAGUGGGCAGGCUACAGCUCGUGCCCAACGCUUCAGUGAUCUGGCCACUGAGCUCCGGAACCAGCUGGACAUGGCCAAGAUUGCCCAGCAGCUGGGCUUGGAUGUCCCCAACGGCUCAGACCCCCAGCAGCAGCCACCAUCCCCACGGAGCCUGCAGGCACUCUUGGGAGACCUGCUGGACGCCCAGAAAGUUCUGCAGGAUGUGGAUGUCCUAUCAGCUCUUGCCCUGCUGCUGCCCCAAGGCGCCUGUGCUGGCCGGGCCCCCGCAUCUCAAGCUAGCAGCCUGAGCGGAGUGGCCAACAGCACUGGGCCAGGGGCGAGCACAGGUUCCAACACCACCGUGGAGGAAGGAACCCAGUCACCUGCAACCCCAGCCUCUGCUGACACUCUGCAAGGCCAGUGCUCAGCCUUUGUGCAGCUCUGGGCUGGCUUGCAGCCCAUCUUGUGUGGCAACAACCGCACCAUUGAACCUGAGGCGCUUCGGAGGGGCAACAUGAGCUCCCUGGGCUUCACAAGCAAAGAGCAACGGAACCUGGGCCUUCUUGUGCACCUCAUGACCAGCAACCCCAAAAUCCUGUAUGCACCAGCAGGUUCUGAAGCUGACCGUGUCAUCCUCAAGGCCAAUGAGACCUUUGCCUUGGUGGGCAAUGUGACGCACUACGCCCAGGUCUGGCUCAACAUCUCCUCGGAGAUCCGAAGCUUCCUGGAGCAAGGCAGGCUGCAGCAGCAUCUACAUUGGCUGCAGCAGUACGUGGCUGAUCUGCGUCUGCACCCCGAAGCGAUGAACUUGUCACUGGAGGAGCUGCCACCUGCCCUGCGCCAGGACAACUUUUCCCUGCCCAAUGGCACAGCCCUCCUACAGCAGCUAGACACAAUUGACAAUGCAGCCUGUGGCUGGAUCCAGUUCAUGUCCAAGGUGAGUGUAGACAUCUUCAAGGGUUUUCCUGAUGAGGAGAGCAUUGUCAAUUACACACUCAACCAGGCCUACCAGGAUAACGUCACAGUAUUUGCCAGUGUGAUCUUCCAGACACGGAAGGAUGGCUCCCUCCCUCCACAUGUACAUUACAAGAUUCGCCAGAAUUCAAGCUUCACUGAGAAAACCAAUGAGAUUCGACGGGCUUAUUGGCGCCCAGGGCCCAACACUGGUGGCCGCUUCUACUUCCUCUAUGGCUUCGUCUGGAUCCAGGACAUGAUGGAGCGUGCCAUCAUCAACACAUUUGUGGGGCAUGACGUGGUGGAGCCUGGCAACUAUGUGCAGAUGUUCCCGUACCCCUGCUACACCCGUGAUGACUUCCUGUUCGUCAUAGAGCACAUGAUGCCACUGUGCAUGGUGAUCUCUUGGGUCUACUCAGUGGCCAUGACCAUUCAGCAUAUCGUGGCAGAGAAAGAGCAUCGGCUCAAGGAGGUGAUGAAGACAAUGGGCCUGAACAACGCUGUGCACUGGGUGGCCUGGUUCAUCACGGGCUUUGUACAGCUAUCCAUCUCAGUGACAGCUUUGACGGCCAUCCUCAAGUACGGCCAGGUGCUCAUGCACAGCCACGUCCUCAUUAUCUGGCUCUUCCUUGCUGUCUACGCUGUGGCCACGAUCAUGUUCUGCUUCCUGGUGUCUGUUCUGUACUCGAAGGCUAAGUUGGCCUCAGCCUGCGGUGGCAUCAUCUACUUCUUGAGCUAUGUUCCCUACAUGUAUGUAGCAAUCCGUGAGGAAGUGGCCCAUGAUAAGAUCACUGCCUUCGAGAAGUGCAUUGCGUCCCUGAUGUCCACAACAGCCUUUGGCCUGGGCUCCAAGUACUUCGCACUGUAUGAGGUGGCAGGCGUGGGUAUCCAGUGGCACACAUUCAGCCAGUCCCCAGUGGAAGGGGACGACUUCAACCUGCUCCUUGCUGUCACCAUGCUUAUGGUGGACACAGUGGUCUAUGGCGUGCUCACUUGGUACAUUGAGGCAGUGCACCCAGGCAUGUAUGGGCUGCCCCGGCCCUGGUACUUCCCACUGCAGAAGUCUUAUUGGCUGGGCAGUGGGCGGACAGAGGCCUGGGAGUGGAGCUGGCCAUGGGCACACACACCACGCCUCAGCGUUAUGGAGGAAGACCAGGCCUGUGCCAUGGAGAGCCGCCACUUUGAGGAGACACGUGGUAUGGAGGAGGAGCCCACCCACCUGCCCUUGGUCGUCUGUGUGGACAAGCUCACCAAGGUCUAUAAGAAUGACAAGAAGCUGGCCUUGAACAAACUGAGCCUCAAUCUCUAUGAGAACCAGGUGGUCUCUUUCCUAGGCCAUAAUGGGGCUGGCAAGACCACUACCAUGUCUAUCCUGACCGGACUGUUCCCACCCACGUCGGGCUCAGCCACUAUCUAUGGGCACGACAUCCGCACAGAGAUGGACGAGAUCCGCAAGAACCUGGGCAUGUGCCCACAGCACAAUGUGCUUUUUGACCGGCUCACUGUGGAGGAGCAUCUCUGGUUCUACUCACGCCUCAAGAGCAUGGCACAAGAGGAGAUCCGCAAAGAGAUGGACAAGAUGAUUGAGGACCUGGAGCUCUCCAAUAAACGGCACUCGCUGGUGCAGACACUGUCUGGAGGCAUGAAGCGCAAGCUCUCUGUGGCCAUUGCCUUUGUGGGUGGCUCUAGAGCCAUUAUCUUGGAUGAGCCCACGGCUGGCGUAGACCCCUAUGCUCGACGUGCCAUCUGGGACCUCAUUCUGAAGUACAAGCCAGGCCGCACUAUCCUCCUCUCCACCCACCACAUGGAUGAGGCCGACCUGCUGGGGGAUCGGAUUGCCAUCAUCUCCCACGGAAAGCUCAAGUGCUGCGGGUCUCCCCUCUUUCUCAAGGGUGCCUAUGGUGAUGGGUACCGCCUCACAUUGGUCAAGCGGCCUGCAGAGCCUGGCACCUCCCAAGAGCCAGGGCUGGUAUCCAGCCCCCCAGGUCGUGCUCAGCUGAGCAGCUGCUCGGAGCCCCAGGUGUCCCAGUUCAUCCGCAAGCACGUGGCCUCGUCCCUGCUGGUCUCCGACACCAGCACUGAGCUCUCCUACAUCCUGCCCAGUGAGGCAGUCAAGAAGGGGGCCUUCGAGCGCCUCUUCCAGCAAUUGGAGCAUAGCCUGGAUGCAUUGCAUCUGAGCAGUUUUGGGCUGAUGGACACAACCCUGGAAGAGGUGUUCCUCAAGGUGUCUGAGGAGGACCAGUCACUGGAGAACAGUGAAGCUGAUGUGAAGGAGUCCCAGAAGGAUGUGCUGCCCGGGGCAGACGGCUUGACAUCUGUGGAGGGUCAAGCUGGCAACCUGGCUCGGUGCUCAGAACUGGCCCAGUCCCAGGCAUCUCUGCUGUCUGCAUCCUCCGUGGGCUCUACUCGUGGUGACGAGGGCACUGGCUACGCCGACGUCUACGGUGACUACCGUCCCCUCUUUGACAACCUGCAGGACCCAGACAAUGUCAGCUUACAAGAGGCAGAAAUGGAGGCCCUGGCUCGGGUAGGCCAGGGCAGCCGCAAGCUGGAGGGUUGGUGGCUGAAGAUACGGCAGUUCCAUGGGCUCCUGGUGAAGCGCUUCCACUGUGCCCGUCGAAACUCCAAAGCCCUUUGCUCUCAGAUUCUGCUGCCUGCCUUCUUUGUCUGUGUGGCCAUGACCGUGGCGUUGUCUGUUCCUGAGAUAGGUGACCUGCCUCCACUGGUCCUGUCACCAUCUCAGUACCACAACUAUACCCAGCCCCGUGGCAACUUCAUCCCCUAUGCUAAUGAGGAACGUCGGGAGUACCGAUUGCGGCUGUCACCCGAUGCCAGCCCCCAGCAGUUGGUGAGCACAUUCCGGCUGCCCUCUGGCGUGGGUGCCACUUGUGUGCUCAAGUCUCCUGCCAACGGCUCCCUGGGGCCCAUGCUGAACCUUACCAGCGGAGAGUCCCGCCUGCUGGCCGCACGGUUCUUCGACAGCAUGUGCCUGGAGUCCUUCACACAGGGACUGCCGCUGUCCAACUUCGUGCCACCCCCACCCUCACCUGCCCCUUCUGACACACCUGUGUCCCUGGAUGAGGACUCGCUGCCAGCCUGGAACGCCUCCCUGCCACCUACGACUGGACCAGAGACAUGGACGUCGGCACCGUCUUUGCCACACCUGGUGCGCGAGCCUGUCCGCUGUACCUGCUCUGCACAGGGCACAGGCUUCUCUUGCCCCAGCAGUGUGGGUGGGCAUCCGCCCCAGAUGAGAGUUGUCACGGGUGACAUCCUGACCGACAUCACCGGCCACAAUGUCUCUGAGUACCUGCUCUUCACAUCUGACCGUUUCCGGCUACACCGAUAUGGAGCCAUCACCUUUGGUAAUGUCCAGAAGUCCAUCCCAGCCUCCUUCGGUGCCCGGGCCCCACCUAUGGUGCGGAAGAUCGCAGUACGGAGGGUGGCCCAGGUGCUCUACAAUAACAAGGGCUACCAUAGCAUGCCCACCUACCUCAACAGCCUCAACAAUGCCAUCCUGCGUGCAAACCUGCCCAAGAGCAAGGGUAAUCCGGCAGCCUAUGGCAUCACCGUCACCAACCACCCCAUGAACAAGACCAGUGCUAGCCUCUCCCUGGAUUACCUACUGCAGGGCACAGACGUGGUCAUCGCCAUCUUUAUCAUUGUGGCCAUGUCCUUCGUGCCGGCCAGUUUCGUGGUCUUCCUUGUGGCAGAGAAAUCCACCAAGGCCAAGCACCUGCAGUUCGUCAGCGGGUGCAACCCUGUCAUCUACUGGCUAGCCAACUACGUGUGGGACAUGCUCAACUACCUGGUCCCAGCUACCUGCUGCGUCAUCAUCCUGUUUGUGUUUGACCUACCGGCCUACACGUCACCCACCAACUUCCCAGCGGUGCUCUCCUUGUUCCUGCUCUAUGGGUGGUCCAUCACACCCAUCAUGUACCCAGCCUCCUUCUGGUUUGAGGUCCCUAGCUCAGCCUACGUGUUCCUCAUUGUCAUCAAUCUUUUCAUUGGCAUCACUGCCACCGUGGCUACCUUCCUUCUGCAGCUUUUUGAGCAUGACAAGGAUCUGAAGGUUGUCAACAGUUACCUGAAAAGCUGCUUCCUCAUCUUCCCCAACUACAACCUGGGCCAUGGGCUCAUGGAGAUGGCCUACAAUGAGUACAUCAAUGAAUACUACGCCAAGAUUGGCCAGUUUGAUAAGAUGAAGUCCCCAUUUGAGUGGGACAUUGUCACACGUGGACUGGUGGCCAUGACAGUUGAGGGCUUCGUGGGAUUCUUCCUUACCAUCAUGUGCCAAUAUAACUUCCUUCGGCAGCCACAACGCCUGCCUGUGUCUACUAAACCUGUGGAGGAUGACGUGGAUGUCGCCAGUGAGCGGCAGAGAGUGCUCCGGGGGGACGCUGACAAUGACAUGGUCAAGAUCGAGAACCUGACCAAGGUGUACAAGUCUCGGAAGAUUGGCCGUAUCCUAGCCGUGGACCGCCUUUGCCUGGGUGUGCGCCCUGGAGAGUGCUUUGGGCUCCUUGGUGUCAACGGAGCAGGAAAGACCAGUACCUUCAAGAUGCUGACCGGCGAUGAGAGCACUACAGGGGGCGAGGCCUUUGUCAAUGGACACAGUGUGCUCAAGGACCUGCUUCAGGUACAGCAGAGCCUUGGCUACUGCCCGCAGUUCGAUGCCCUGUUUGAUGAGCUCACGGCUCGUGAACACCUGCAGCUGUACACACGGCUGCGUGGUAUCCCCUGGAAGGAUGAAGCGCAGGUGGUGGGGUGGGCCCUGGAGAAGCUGGAACUGACAAAGUAUGCGGACAAGCCAGCUGGUACCUACAGUGGCGGCAACAAACGGAAGCUCUCCACAGCCAUUGCCCUCAUUGGGUACCCUGCCUUCAUCUUUCUGGAUGAGCCCACCACCGGCAUGGACCCUAAGGCCAGGCGCUUCCUGUGGAACCUCAUUCUGGACCUCAUCAAGACAGGACGCUCAGUGGUGUUGACGUCACACAGCAUGGAGGAGUGUGAGGCUCUGUGCACGCGGCUGGCCAUCAUGGUGAACGGACGACUGCGCUGCCUGGGCAGCAUCCAGCACCUCAAGAACAGGUUUGGGGAUGGCUACAUGAUCACUGUCAGGACCAAAAGCAGCCAGAAUGUGAAGGAUGUGGUACGGUUCUUCAACCGGAACUUCCCAGAGGCCAUGCUCAAGGAGCGACAUCACACGAAGGUACAGUACCAGCUCAAGUCAGAGCACAUCUCUCUGGCUCAGGUGUUCAGCAAGAUGGAGCAGGUAGUGGGCGUGCUGGGCAUCGAGGACUACUCAGUCAGCCAGACCACCCUGGACAACGUAUUUGUGAACUUUGCCAAGAAGCAGAGCGACAAUGUGGAGCAGCAAGAGACUGAGCCCUCGACCUUGCCAUCCCCCCUUGGACUACUCAGCCUGCUGAGGCCCCGCCCCGCACCCACGGAGCUCCGGGCACUGGUGGCUGAUGAGCCUGAGGACCUGGACACAGAAGAUGAGGGGCUCAUCAGCUUUGAGGAAGAGCGGGCCCAGCUCUCCUUCAACACGGACACGCUCUGUUGACCAUCAAGAACCAAGUCAGGGACGCAGCUGUGGGGGGCAGAAGUCAGGCGGUGGCCAUAGCCCUGUCACACAUGCCAGGCCCUGGAAAGGCAGGUUCAGGACCAAAGGGCUCCCGCCCUCCUCCCAACUACCACCAUCCUCGCCUCAUCCUGCGGUCACUGUGGCCGCCCUCCCCCAAUUGUGCCAAAGGCUGGCCUGGCCCUGGGCUGCACAUACCCUCACCCUGCUUUGCCUUAAAGCCUUGGGUCUUGGCCCAGCCCCUUACCCUACCCAGCACCAUCCACCUUCCCAAGGGUGACAUGGGCUGCCCCAAGCAUCCUGUGACCCUUCUCUGCAGCGGCCCCAAGUCUACCCAGGCCAGCGUCUUGCACAGAUGUCUUUUCGUGGACAUCCCUGACUGCAGAAGGGGGCUGGGCAGCUUGCCUACUUCCUUUGCAUUAAGAGCCUCCCUCACUCUGCUGUUGUGAAGAAGUUAGGCUACCCAUGGGAAGCCAUGAAUGUGGUUGCCUUGGCCCUGGUGGAAUUGCAGGAAUGGAGAAGCUGGGCUUGCUGGCCAGGUGAGGGGCCACUGCCCCCUCCCUGUCCCCUCAAGCUGCCUUUGCUCUCCCAUCCAGCUUGGCCCUUCCCGCCACCCACCAGGGAGCGGGACCUUGUAUAUAGCGCACAGAUGUUUGUUUUCAAUAAAUAAGCAAAA
Messenger RNA from Onychomys torridus (southern grasshopper mouse), 8185 nucleotides. RefSeq names its product ATP binding cassette subfamily A member 2 (gene Abca2). Gene Ontology annotation, cellular component: membrane; intracellular membrane-bounded organelle. Lineage: Eukaryota; Metazoa; Chordata; Mammalia; Rodentia; Cricetidae. The record is from RefSeq and is a predicted model, not a curated record. The transcript is spliced from 49 exons. Gene Ontology annotation, molecular function: lipid carrier activity; ABC-type transporter activity; ATP hydrolysis activity. The coding region runs from base 184 to 7491 and encodes 2435 amino acids. Gene Ontology annotation, biological process: transmembrane transport; lipid transport.